Molecule: messenger RNA, 982 nt
Organism: Astrephomene gubernaculifera
Lineage: Eukaryota; Viridiplantae; Chlorophyta; Chlorophyceae; Chlamydomonadales; Astrephomenaceae
Source: the annotation of a GenBank genome assembly
CCUCCAUCACCUCCGCUCUACUCGCCCCACACCCCUCCGCAAGCGUAUCCACCUCCACCGCCCCCUGCCGUGCCGACGUCAGCACCUCCUCUUCCCCCACCCAUCUACGAUUCGCCCCAAUCGCCGCCGCCGUACUCACCUCUGCCGCCGGCAUACCUGCCGCCGGCCCCACAACCCCCGCCUCCGCAACAACCAUCACCUGCUCCGCCAUCCCCAGCCGUGCCAACAUACGCACCCGCUCAGCCCCCACCCUACGGCCAGCCGCCGCCCUCGCCUCCAUCGCCUCCGCUCUACUCGCCCCACACCCCUCCGCAAGCGUAUCCACCUCCACCGCCCCCUGCCGUGCCGACGUCAGCACCUCCUCUCCCCCCACCCAUCUAUGAUUCGCCCCGAUCGCCGCCGCCCGACUCACCUCUGCCGCCGGCAUACCUGCCGCCGGCCCCACAACCCCCGCCUCCACAACAACCAUCACCUGCUCCGCCACCCCCAGCCGUGCCAACAUACGCACCCGCUCAGCCACCACCCUACGGCCAGCCGCCGCCCUCGCCUCCAUCACCUCCGCUCUACUCGCCCCACACCCCUCCGCAAGCGUAUCCACCUCCACCGCCCCCUGCCGUGCCGACGUCAGCACCUCCUCUCCCCCCACCCAUCUAUGAUUCGCCCCGAUCGCCGCCGCCCGACUCACCUCUGCCGCCGGCAUACCUGCCGCCGGCCCCACAACCCCCGCCUCCGCAACAACCAUCACCUGCUCCGCCACCCCCAGCCGUGCCAACAUACGCACCCGCUCAGCCCCCACCCUACGGCCAGCCGCCGCCCUCGCCUCCAUCACCUCCGCUCUACUCGCCCCACACCCCUCCGCAAGCGUAUCCACCUCCACCGCCCCCUGCCGUGCCGACGUCAGCACCUCCUCUUCCCCCACCCAUCUACGAUUCGCCCCAAUCGCCGCCGCCGUACUCACCUCUGCCGCCGGCAUACCUGCCGC